AUGGCAGAAAGAGGUCACGCUUUAAAAUAGGAUAUAAGUAAAUUAGCUUGGGAAGAGACUGAUUUUCCAAUUGUUUGUAAUAAUUGUCUUGGGGAAAAUCCCUACAUCAGAAUGCUCAAAGAUAGAUUUGGAAAGGAAUGUAGAAUCUGUGCGAGACCAUUCACAACUUUCAAAUGGAAGCCUGGGAAUAACUCAAGAUAGAAAUAAACUGAAGUUUGUUAGACUUGUGGCAAAAUUAAAAAUAUUUGCUAAGCUUGUUUUAAAGAUUUAGAAUUUAACAUGGGAUUAUGCACAAGAGAUAAAUUCUUAGGAGAUUAAAAAAUUGAAAUUCCUGAACAUACAGCAAACAGAGACUAUUGGGCAGAAUAAGCUAAUCGUCAGAUCGAGAGAUUAAUUUUACCAUAUGAUAAGCCAUUGCCAAUGUUUGAUCAAAUACUCAAAGAGCCAAGAUUGGCAGAUGUAAAUAAUCAAUUAAAUGAUGGAAAAUCAGAACCAGCUAAUUAAAUAUAUGCAGAGCCAUUAGAAAAUCCUUAAGAUAUUGAUCUAUUAUAUAAGGAAAAGUUUGAAGCCAAAGGCUUGUUGGCCCCUGAUGAUCCAAAAAUCUGCAGUCUAUAUGUUUCCCAUAUGACAGCUGAUAUCAAGGAAUCAGACUUGAAACAUCUAUUUUCAAAAUAUGGAAAGUUAAAUUCAAUUAAAAUAAUGGAACAUGGUCAAAGUUGCUUCAUCAAUUUUGCAAAGAGAAAAGACGCAGAAACCGCUGUCAAUGCCUUAUAUAACAAUAUAAUAAUAAAGGAUAUCAUUUGCAAAAUACAAUGGGCUAGAGCUCCAAAUAAAAAAGUUCCUAUUAAAGAUCUAAUAUAAUCCUUGUAGCCAGAAGAGAACAAGAAAGCUCAUCCUCCUUAAGCUCCACCAUAAAAUAUUGAUAAACGAUAGCAAUCUGAAGAUAAUUUGCUUAUAGGAUUACUUAAUUAGCAAAUGACAUAUCCAAAUUAAAAUCCAUAUUAAAAGGGGGGUGUAAAUAAUAAAGACAUAUGAUAAUAUCAUUCUAUUAUUGGUUAUUUAAGCAACAAUUUAAUUA
This is a messenger RNA of Paramecium tetraurelia, 1078 nucleotides long. RefSeq lists its product as uncharacterized. Gene Ontology annotation, molecular function: pre-mRNA binding; U6 snRNA binding. NCBI's taxonomy places the organism in Eukaryota, Ciliophora, Oligohymenophorea, Peniculida, Parameciidae. The record is from RefSeq and is a predicted model, not a curated record. The transcript is spliced from 5 exons. Gene Ontology annotation, cellular component: U2-type catalytic step 1 spliceosome; U2-type catalytic step 2 spliceosome; Prp19 complex.